AUGUUCCCGACUCCUGGGCGCGCUGACUCAGCGGGAAUGCUCUUUUGUGUUGUCGCCCGAAGGUGCCACCCCACCCUUCCCGGUGCCACUUCUUGUCACUCGGAUGGCCAAAGCAUCGCCUCACGAUUACUCAAAACGGCUAUUCCAACGAUUGGUACUCGAUUAAUAGCCAUAAAAGCCACGUCCUGUCAAACAUUGUCCUGCGGAUAUACCGAACGAGCAACUCUGUCCAUAAAAGUCAAUAUCCCCACAACCAAUUCACCUCCCUCGAAAACCAAUAUAAGGAGGGGCAUCCCAGCAUGUCUUUCCCCAUCCCUCGCGGUUUCCCUUCAGCCAUACUACAUACUAGUCCCUCCGUCCCUCACAUUGCCCUAUACUGAACAAAAUGCCCCGCGCUGCCUCCAAGAAAUCUACCGUGAGCACUUCGCCCCUCUAUAUCAGGGCCUAGUGGCACCCAAUUGUCCCAAUGCUGAUGUAAUCUUCUCUUUUAUCCAGAAACGCACCCUGGCCCAAUGCCAAAUUUGCUUCAAGGUAUACGCCGACGCGACUGGCCUUAGCCGACAUGCCAAGACCCACGGCCCCGACGCCGAGAGCCGCAUGCACAAAUGCGACCACUGUCCCAAGCGCAUGUGGCAGAUGCCAAACCUCAGGGCCCACAUGCGUGCCAUACACACCGGUGAAAAGCCCUACAAAUGCCCUGGCAUAGGCUGCACUUACGACUCAGCUAGCGCUGGCUGCCUCUCCCGACAUAUGCGAACAUGCAAGAUUCUUCAUGGUUUCGGGAACGUCGGGUAUCCAGUACUCCCACCGAAGCAGCUUCUUCCCGCUAUCGAUGCUGGCACGCAACUCGAAGGACUCAUCGCCUUACCCCCAUCUCCCCAGUCGGACCUUGGUCCUUGGUCCCCCGAAGAACUCAUGUCGCUGUCGACCUCCUUCAAGUCUGACGUAGACCCCAGCUUCCAAGAGAGACUCCCUACAUCACCCAUGUUCGCCAGACAGCAUAGCGACCUCCAAGCUACGACCUCGAACGAGGAGAGGUUCGACAUAGAUGCUAUGGAGAAAUGGCUGGACUCCCUGGUCCCCAAGUCUGCCGUAACAGAUUCAUUUUCCUUCGAUUUCUCUUUUCAAGCAGCAUCACCUGCGUCGUCAUUCUCGUCCACAUCGACGUCCUUUGGGGAACACGAACGCCUUUCGCUUCCCUCGCCUUUUGGUGUUAGCCAAUCAUCCACAUCCGAUUUCACAUUCGAUAAUACGCUAGCGACGUACCCAAGUACACUGGAACUUGACGCUGCGGAUACCACCGUCGAUUCCUCCUUCUUUCUCCCAAUUAACCUUUCAUUGGUUGGGGAUUCCUCCUCCUUAUCAUUAGGAAAGACCGAGGCGCCACUAAGCCCGUUUCUCUUUGACUCUGGCCUGUCGCCAUCCUCGUCUUCGUCUUUGGAGCAGCCCUCGCAUGGUUCGAACUUUGAAUGGAGCGGACACAGUAUCGAACCUUUUCCCUUGAUCUAA
This is a messenger RNA of Guyanagaster necrorhizus, 1509 nucleotides long. RefSeq lists its product as uncharacterized. Gene Ontology annotation, biological process: regulation of gene expression. The record is from RefSeq and is a predicted model, not a curated record. Bases 1 to 1509 code for a protein of 502 amino acids. The transcript is spliced from 4 exons. Lineage: Eukaryota; Fungi; Basidiomycota; Agaricomycetes; Agaricales; Physalacriaceae. Gene Ontology annotation, cellular component: nucleus.